Gadus chalcogrammus (walleye pollock) is the source of this 5750-nucleotide messenger RNA. RefSeq names its product DENN/MADD domain containing 5A (gene dennd5a). The transcript is spliced from 23 exons. Bases 327 to 4259 code for a protein of 1310 amino acids. Gene Ontology annotation, molecular function: small GTPase binding; guanyl-nucleotide exchange factor activity. Lineage: Eukaryota; Metazoa; Chordata; Actinopteri; Gadiformes; Gadidae. The record is from RefSeq and is a predicted model, not a curated record.
UUUUACCCACCAGAUGUAUUUAGCUAGUGACAUACAUAAGGUAAAUAUAACGUAAUAACGUAAUCUCUUUGGGGCACUAGCACAUUCCCAGUGCUCACACCCGAGAUUAAGGAGGUGUUGAUCGGAAUGUCAGCGGGUGAAGAAGGCACAUGAACACAUCUGUCGUUCUGCUGGUGGACCACAAUGCAUCACGACUGCUACACUCUGAUUUCCGAGCUUCGCAGUAACACAGCAUCUGUGAUGGCAGAGGGAAAUCACAGCGAUAUCAUUUAAUAUGCACCUUAUUGAGAGCAUAAGGUUAAGGGUGCCACCGGACCAGUCUCAAAAUGACCACCGGCUUCAGCUCGAAUUCCUGUCGGUUCGCAGACUAUUUUGUAAUCUGCGGACUCGAUACCGAGAGCGGGUUGGAACCAGACGAACUGUCCGCUUUAUGCCAAUAUAUAGAGGCUACUAAAUUCAGAGAUGGGGCCAGAGGAAACUUGGCGGGUGCAGAUGAAGGUGAGAACUUUGAGCAGAGCCCCCUGCGGAGAACCUUCAAGUCCAAAGUGUUAGCGCACUAUCCAGAGAAUGUGGAAUGGAACCCAUUUGACCAGGAUGCAGUUGGCAUGCUGUGCAUGCCAAAGGGCCUGGCCUUCCGGACGCAGGUGGACACACGGGAGCCCCAGUUCCACUCGUUCAUCAUCACUCGGGAGGACGGCUCUCGGACGUACGGCUUCGCCCUCACCUUCUUCGAGGAGGUGACCAGCAAGCAGAUCUGCAGCGCCAUGCAGACCCUCUACCACAUGCACAACGCCGAGCAGUACGACAUCCUGCACACGCCCGCCACCUCGCCCCAGGGGCCCGAGGACGCCGCGCCGCGGCCCUUCCCGCCGCUGCCGCCGCGCCAGCUCCCCAGGCCCCAGCCCACGCUCCAGGCCGCCCCCGCCAUCUCCCGCCUGCAGCGCUUCAACUCGUACGACAUCAGCCGGGACACGCUGUUUGUGUCAAAGUGCAUCUGCCUGAUCGCCCCCAUGGCCUUCACCCAGGCCAGCAGGAAGGUGCUGCAGCAGCUCCACCUGGCCGUCACCGCCCCCAAGCCCCCGCCCCUCCCGUUGGAGAGCUACAUCUACAACGUGCUCUACGAGGUGCCGCUGCCGCCGGCCGGACGCUCCCUCAAGUUCUCUGGCGUCUACGGGCCCGUGGUGUGCCAGAGGCCCAGCACGGCCGAGCUGCCCCUCUUUGACUUUGCCAUGGCCGAGGUGUUUGACCUGCUGGGGGUGGAGAACGUGAUCCAGCUGUUCACCUGCGCACUGCUGGAGAUCCAGAUACUGCUCUACUCCCAGCAUUACCACAGGCUGAUGGCGGUGGCAGAGAGCAUCACAGCGUUAAUGUUCCCGUUCCAGUGGCAGCACGUCUACGUGCCCAUCCUGCCUGCCUCCCUCCUGCACUUCUUGGACGCUCCGGUGCCCUACCUUAUGGGGCUCCACUCUAACGGACAAGAUGACAGGACCAACCUGGAGCUGCCCCAGGAGGCCAACCUGUGUUUUGUGGACAUUGACAACCAUUUCAUCGAGCUGCCGGAGGACCUUCCCCAGUUCCCCAACAAGCUGGAGUUCAUCCAGGAGAUCUCGGAGGUGCUUGUGUCCUUCGACAUGGCCCCUGAGGGGAACCUCCUCCGCACCAGCGCCGCUCAGGCCAAAUUCCUGGUGGGCGGGGGUGGGGGCUUCCGCGCCCCAGACAUGUUCCCGGACAACCGCAACGCUAACCUGGCCAGCUCGCCCCUCAACUCCUACCUGCUGAGGGAGAACGAGACCAUAGCAAGACUGCAGGCCUUGGUCAAGAGGACAGGAUUGAGUCUGGAGAAGCAACUGGACGUGAGGGAAGACUCCAGCAGUAACAAGGACUCCAGAGUGCAGUGCGACCAGGAAGAGCUGCUGAUGCACCAGAUCAACAUCCAGGUGCGCGAGGUGUUUGCCAACCGCUUCACGCAGAUGUUUGCCGACUACGAGGUGUUUGUCAUCCAGCCCAGCCAGGACAAGGAGUCCUGGUUCACCAACCGAGACCAGAUGCAGAACUUUGACAAGGCUUCCUUCCUCUCCGACCAGCCUGAGCCCUAUCUGCCCUUCCUGUCCCGCUUCCUGGAGACCCAGAUGUUUGCCUCCUUCAUCGAUGGCAAAAUCCUCUGCCACGACGAGGAGGACAAGGAGCACUCGCUGCGGGUGUUCGACGCCCGCGUGGACAAGAUCCGCAUGCUGAACGUCCGCACCCCCACCCUGCGCACCUCCAUGUACCAGAGGUGCACCAACAUCGAAGAAGCGGAGAAGGCCAUCGAGAUGAGGGUGACGAAGAUGGACCACACCGCCCUGCACCCCCACCUGCUGGACAUGAGGAUCGGCCAGGGCCGCUACCAACAAGGCUUCUUCCCCCGCCUGCAGUCUGAUGUGCUCUCCGCCGGACCCACCAGCAACAAGUGGGCCAAGAGGAGCGCCCCAGCCCAGUGGAGGAGAAGGGAUCGGCAGAAGCAGCACGCAGAGCACCUCUAUUUAGAUAAUGACCAGAGAGAGAAGUACAUCCAGGAGGCCAGGAACCUGGGAACCACGAUCAGGCAGCCCAAACUGUCCAACCUCUCCCCUUCCGUCAUUGCUCAUACCAAUUGGAAAUUUGUAGAGGGACUGCUUAAGGAGUGCAGAAACAAGACGAAGCGCAUGCUGGUGGAGAAGAUGGGCCGGGAGGCGGUGGAGCUGGGCCACGGGGAGGUCAGCAUCACGGGGGUGGAAGAGAACACUCUCAUCGCCAGCCUCUGUGACCUGCUGGAGAGGAUCUGGAGCCACGGGCUGCAGGUUAAACAGGGCAAAUCUGCCUUGUGGUCCCACCUGCUCCACUACCAGGAGAGCAAAGAGAAGAAUGAUGCAACACCAGGCGGAUUAGGACCCCCAGGUUUCAUUCACGACUCUGAGCGGCGCAAAUCCGAUGGAGGCUGUGCCAUGCCCCCUCUAAAAGUCUCUCUGAUACAGGAUAUGAGGCAUAUUCAGAAUAUCAGUGAGAUCAAGACAGACGUGGGCAAAGCAAGGGCCUGGGUGCGCCUUUCCAUGGAGAAGAAACUGCUCUCCAGGCACCUGAAGCAACUGCUGUCCGACCACGAGCUUACAAAAAAACUGUAUAAGCGCUAUGCUUUCCUGCGUUGUGAUGACGAGAAGGAGCAGUUCCUCUACCAUCUCCUCUCCUUCAACGCUGUGGACUACUUCUGUUUCACCAACGUCUUCACCACCAUCAUGAUCCCCUACCAUGUGCUGGUGGUCUCCAGUAAGAAGCUGGGGGGCUCCAUGUUCACAGCUAACCCCUGGGUGUGUGUUUCCGGGGAGCUGGCUGAGACCGGGGUGCUGCAGGUUCCCAGGAACACCCUGGAAAUCACUUUUGAGUGCCAGAACCUAGGUAAGUUGACCACGGUUCAAAUAGGCCACGACAACACAGGACUUUACGCCAAGUGGCUCGUGGAGAGCGUCGUGGUGCGCAACGAGAUCACCGGACACACCUACAAGUUCCCAUGCGGCCGGUGGCUGGGGAAAGGGGUGGACGACGGCAGUCAAGAGAGGAUCCUGGUGGGAGAGCUGGUGACCGCCAGCGCGGAGAACGACGAGCGCAUGUGUCGGACCCCCCCCAUGCAGCAGUCCCCAGGCAUGAUGAGGAGGUUUGUCACCAUCUCGCCAAGCAGCAAACCAAAAUUAAACACAGGUCAGAUCCAAGAAGGAGUUGGGGAGGCCAUCAAUGGAAUCGUUAAGCACUUCCACAAGCCAGAGAAGGAGAGGGGCAGUCUGACUCUCCUGCUGUGUGGGGAAUAUGGUCUGGUCUGGGCACUGGAGCAAGUGUUUCAGCAUGGCUUCAAGUCACCCCGGCUCUUCAAGAAUGUCUUCAUUUGGGACUUCUUAGAAAAGUCCCAAGUGCACUUUCAGAAUGCAGAGCAGCGGGGCGUGAGCCUAGAUGAGAACUGGCAAACAAGAGUGAGCGACUUCUGCCGCUUCAUGCGUGCCAUCAACAGCACAUCCCGGAACAUUGGAAAGGACGGAAAGUUCCAGAUGCUUGUAUGUCUCGGAGCGAGGGACCAUUUGCUGCACCAUUGGAUUGCUCUGCUUGCAGAUUGCCCCAUCACGGCCCAGAUGUACGAGGAGAUUGCAAUGAUUAAGGAACACUCAUUGGUAAAUUCUUUGAUCAGAGUGCUACAGACAUUGCAAGAGUUCAACAUUACCCUAGAAGCUUCUCUUGUAAAAGGUGUUGGCAUCUAAUAAGACCGCUCCUUUCUGCUGUUGGGACGGAGUAGGAAAGAUUUUGGGACCACACAAAAACAACAACAAAAACCAUAGUAACAUUUUUUAAAUAGGAGGAGACUUGAACAAAUGAGGUUUUCUGGCUUAUAUUAAAGCUACUGAUACGUUUUGCCAUAUAUAAAUAUGAAGUGCAAUGAGCCUUUCAAGAUGUGUUACGUUUAAAAUAUGUUUUCUAUUAUGAUCCAUGACUUUGACAUUACUGAUGAUAACCCACUUGUGCUUUACUGUUGAAAUACAAUAUUUUCAUUGUUGUCAUUAAGUGCUGACAAUAGCGAUAUUUGGGAAAACAAGAAUUGUUUCAUAUAUUUUCAAAGAUAACAGUAUUAUUUUGUUAUGUCUGACAAGUUGCUUGCUCUGUUGUAACUCAGAUUCAAAUGUCAUAAUACAGAGCUUGAAGCAAAAUAUGUAAAAGUAUGCUUUAUAAGUAUGCCCAUGACAGGGGAUGUAUGUUUUUGUAGUAUGGAGAUAGAUUCAAUUACAUGAACCAAACAGUGUCUUGUUUGUUUGGCUAUUCUCUGAAAAGUAUAGAACUAUGAAAAUAUAUUACAUGGAUCAGUCUCAUGGCAGUGGAUCUACGGCAAAUGUCUGAGCUACUGAGUGUGAGGCAUUGCUCUUGUUCUGUACAUCGGUUCACCGUCAUACACCUCUUAUUUAGGGGAAUGCUGGCUAUUAUUAACAUUUUGUGCAAAUAGCUUUAACCAGGCCCUGAUACUCAUCCCUCAUUAAACUAUUAACACUACGCCUGCUGUCUGAAGAACAUUUGAGUAUGAUUGUUUGGUACUGUUUUGAGAUUUGGAAAGACAUCUACAUGACCAUAUGUUGGGAUGCCACACACUUCACUUCUGAUUUGUCAUGGAUUCUGCUAUGCAAUCUCCAGGUGAAAACAUUAUUGGGCUUAGAGGCAGGACAAUUUUGGAGAGUACUCGCCAUCUCUUUACUUUAUGAAAAUCACUGUGCAGGACAAGGGAUUUGAUAUAAAAUGUGAAGGAUGGAUUUGCCUGUGCCAACAACAUCUGGAUUAUUUCUGUUGUACUUCUGUGUUCAAUUUACAUGAGCAUCUUGGGAGAUAUAUAUUUUGUUUUCCAAUACUAUUGUACAUUUAUUGACAUAGCUGUGUAAUGUAGUGUUUACUAAGUGGGCAACUGUGUACAGUGUAAAAAAUAAAUAUAUAUGUAUAAAGAAUAAAACGUACGUAAGCAUAAAAAUUGUAUAUAAUUGGAGUGUUUUCUUUAUUAACAAAGGUACGGGAACAUAAUACGUAGUAGAUCGCACAGCCUGCGAGAGAACGUAAACAAACACGUUGGCGCCAACUCGAGGAGAUUAUUUUCCCAUUUAUGGGCGUAUCUUCGGUUAUGGGAAUUUGAGUGUAAAGUUUGGCUGAUAGCACAGCGUAGAACCGCAGUAUUUGAACGUGAGCACUACAACUACCGAAAUGCAACAUUGAUAAAC